Messenger RNA from Diachasmimorpha longicaudata, 6962 nucleotides. RefSeq lists its product as uncharacterized. Gene Ontology annotation, cellular component: cytoplasmic microtubule; cilium. Gene Ontology annotation, molecular function: microtubule binding. Gene Ontology annotation, biological process: microtubule cytoskeleton organization. The coding region runs from base 235 to 6375 and encodes 2046 amino acids. The record is from RefSeq and is a predicted model, not a curated record. The transcript has 24 exons. NCBI's taxonomy places the organism in Eukaryota, Metazoa, Arthropoda, Insecta, Hymenoptera, Braconidae.
GAAAACAGCAGUCACAUGCCAGCUGUGGUCGGCCGAGUUCGCGCUCAAACAUUCACGAGUGUUUUCGUUAAUUUUUGUUUCUUCAUUUGAUUAAUAAAAUACAAUUAAUCAGUUCCCCCCACUGUAAAUAAACAGGACGAAACUGCUGGGGUGGAGAGAGUGACAAAAAAACCGUAAAAAUGUGACGAAAAAUGCUGCGAGUGAUUGGUCCAGCGCGAUGAGACGUAAAAAGUUAUGUCCGGGUGUAUCGAGCGUCAUCAGGCACUGUCCCCGAUGACCGGAUCAACGGUGGGGCAUCUCCAGCCCCAAGUCGAGGAACCUAGACCAUCUAAAACACGGGAUAUCAAUAAAGAAUUGCUGUCACCCCGUCAUCGUCGUAUGCGACAGAGAAUGACACCUGUUCCACCUGAUACCGAGAAGAUCGAUCAACCAAUACAGCUAACACCGGUCUGGGAGCAUGUGGUACGCACGCAACAAUUUCCCCCCGACAUUGACAAGCGCUCGACCUUCACCGAGAUAUCCGAAAGACUGCGCGAUCCAGAGUGGGAAGUGCGUCAGCAUGCGCUCAGAGUUCUAAUUGAUGUCCUACCAACAUUACCAAAGGAACAGCUUGAUAAUAUUCUAUCGCCAGUUGUGCCAGAGCUCACCAAUAACCUGGGACACUUGGCUCCAGCUGUGCGUAAGGGUGCUAUUGAUGCAUUGAGGGUUUACCUUGUCUGCAGUGAGCAGCGCGAGAUAACCGUCAGCAAUCUCCUCCAAAGUGGUUUAUCUCGUCAAGAUCCUCUGGACCCUCUCCAAAUCAGCAUCGCCCAGGGUCUCAUUCUCAGCGCUCCCGCUCUCCUCUACCCUUCCCCAACGACUCCACCCCCCUCUCACAGUCUCUUAUCAGCGACGAUAACAGCUCUGGCUCACCACCUGAUUCAAAUACACCACCAAGAGGCAGCACUGACGUCCCUUCUGAAAAUUCGCGACGCAAUUGGCCCCGACAAUUUUGCCAUCCACCUUUCGGAGCUCAACCCCACUGCCCUCAAGGACUUCCAGGUACUCUGUGAAGUCUGCAAAGUCUCCGAGAGCCCGAAGAAGAAGCGACAUAGGUCGAGGAGUCGAUCGAAAUCCCCCAAAAUUGAGGCGAUCAACGGAAAUGUCAUCGAAAUUGAAACGAAUAUUAUUCAAGGGUAUCAUGAAGGUCAACUCCAGGGUGACUCCGAUGACUUUGAGACUUCGGGAGCAAGAGUCCUGCUGGAGACUGAGAUUAAGUUGAAUGAUGAUACGGCGAUAACGAUGACUAUUUCCGAGGAAAAGGACAGCUUUCGGGAUUCCAAUGAUGAAGUUGACGAUGAAGACGAAGGUCAGGAUGAAGUUGAUGAUGAAUUUGAGUCCAAGGACAUCUGGAUUGAGAGGAGGAAGACGCCGAGGCGGGUUCAUUUCGGUGGGGAAAUUGUUAAGAUGAGGACACCGGACUCCGAUGACUCGGAGGCACUUCAUAUUGAAGUGAAGAAGACAAGGAUUCCCCUUCCGAUAGCGCCGGUAACGAAGUUGCCACUUCACUUGACAAAACCGUCAUCGAAUCCUGGCAGUCCGAAUUUAUCGAGAUCGAGUAAGGUCUCAAGAAGAUCGAGGUCGGCUUCGAUUAGUCCGAAGAGGGAGUUCUACGUUCAUGAUGGAAGUUUAAGUCCAAAGAAAGGAAUUUUGACGAAGAAUAAUAGUCAUUCGAUGACCCGAGUGAAGUCGACUUCUCUUGAUGGGGUGGGGUACUUCAACGGUGAUCUUGAUAAUGUCUUUGGGACGAGGGAGAAUCGAAGUUGGUCGUUUGAGAUUUUUGAGGAUCUCGAUGAUGAUGUUGAUCCCAGGAAGAUUCUCCAUGUGAAUGAUUUGAAGUUGGAGAAGAAGAAGAAGGUGAGGAAGAAGUCAUCCAAGUUGAUUUCACCAAGAAAGGUGGAAAAAUAUGAGGGAAAAAAUUCCGGUGGGAGUCGGGAUGCGAGGAUUGAAGGAGGAAGUGAUGUAUCGAAAAAACUUGAUGAUGAACUUCACAACGCGAAGUUACAAUCAUCGAAAUUCACGACAGGGAAAACAUUGGAAGAGCCUGGAAGCAAAAAUCUGGAAAAAAAUAAGGGUGUGACAGGGGAAAGGGCUGAAAUGACAGAUAAACUUCAUGAUGAACUUCGUACGAUGAAGUUGGAAUCAUCAAUACUGACUUCACCCAGAAAAUCGGAGGGUACAGCAAAUGGUAAUGCCGGGAAAAAUGUAGAGGUGAAAAUUGAAAAUGAAAUCUCGAAUAAACGUUUCGAUGAACUUCAUAAACCGAAGUUGAAGUUAUCAAAAUCAGUUGCGUUGAAAAAAUCCGAAAAAAAUGAGGAGAACAUUAACAGAAAAAUACCGGACAUGAGAAUUGACAGGAAUGAAAAUUCAAGUGAACUUGAUCAUCAACUUCAUAAUGAACUUCACUUGACCGGAAACUUAGCAAUCGACAAUUGCGAUAUGGAUAAUCGAAAUUUAUCGAGAUGUUCGAGCUCAACUUCACUUCAAUUAACAUCAUUUGAAAAUUCAAUUGACAGUGAUACGAAAAAAAAAUCAUUACUGACAAAGAAUUCACCCAGAAAGACAGUUUACGAAAGUUUUCCAAGAAAGGAGAGAAAUUAUAUUCUCAUGGAACUAUCGAGUCCUGUUAAAAUGAGUUCGAGAAGUCGUGACGUCUCGCCUGAGGGGGUAAGUGAACUGAGGGUAGUUGGUGAGGGGGAGAUGAAAGAGUUUGAGGGCAAAAGUUUUGAGGAAAAGAGUGGAGAGGGAGAGGGCAAGGGCGAGGCUAAUUGGGAGGAUCUCGGACUCGUCACUCAGGAUGUUCUUGAUGAUCUCCACAACAAGGAGGACUGGAGGGCGCGAGUGAGAGGGCUGGAGAGGGUUGCAUCAGCCCUGAGAACGUCCUCUGCGCUCAUUGCCAUUGAACCCCGACUUGGAUCCCUUCUCCAAGCGGUUCUUGGAGGCGAACGGAGUUGCAGGGUGGCUGCUGCCGCCAUGUCUGUUGCUAGGGUGGUGAUAGCUGGAGUCUCGGAGGAGUCACUUAGACGGCGACUUCCUCAAGUGGCUUGGGGUCUGAGCAGGCAAGGGGGUCCAAGCGCUGCUCAACUAGCUAGACUAGCGAUGCUCCGUCUUCGGCCAGCCCUUUUCCUCGAGCAACUCCUCCAGCCCCACUGCAUCGACGCCAGAAAUGCCAAGACGCGAGAGAACGCCCUGCAGCUUUUGAUCUUCUCCCUCGUAACAUUUCCGAGUACGGAAUUUAAAGUGGAAAACGUUGCUAACAAAGUGGCACUGAUGGUCGGCGACAGAAGAAGAAGAGUGAGACAAGCUGCCCUGGAUACACUGGCCGUACUUGCACAAAUUUACGAGCCCGAGGAGGUACUGCAAGCGGGUAAUAGAGCUGCCAAACAGCUCAGAGAGGGCACGGAUAUGGUGGCAGCUAUCAGGGCUAGACUUGCGAGAAAAUCAUUGCCCAUGGUUUCGGCUGAUGGACUUGUUGUUUAUGGAUUGCAAAUUUCACCGACUGUACAGAUUGCCACGGGGCCUGAUGUCGACUGGAUCGUUGCUGGCAGUGGCUCAGUAUCUCCAGGAACUGGGAGAGCGAGGGGACAAGUGAUACCCCCCAACGUCAAGGGCGGCCUCGAUAAAAAUAAGAAUGAACAAGGGAAAAGUUCCCCAUCAUUGAGACCGAAUUUUAUCGCCCAGGGAGUCUCUCUGCAUUCGAAAAACGAACGCCCAGUGGGCUGGCAAUUCGUUCCACCAGACAAAGAGGGAAAUAAUUCGUCUCAGGAUAUUGAGGACGACUACAGGAACGAGUCGCCAAUAUCUAUCGAAUCAAGUAGUGUAAGAUCUCGAUACUCCGACACGUACAGUCCAUUCCUCUCGCCCUCAGACACCCCUGGAGACAUUUGUCCAGAGCCCCUGAACUCCUCACUCCUCAAGAACGACAAGGACGUCAUCAUGAAGCAGAGGAAGACUGAGGAAAACUUUCACCGGAGAAUGGAUCAGAUUUACGCCGAGCGGAGGGAUGAUGUGAGGCUUGAGUCAAGAAUACCUCUCCCCCAGUUCAUGGAUCGGCACAUUGUUGUUAGGCACAGCACUGCUUAUCAACGACGACGACGUCAAGAGGCCGAGGAGGCUCCACCCUCGUCUGCACCACACACGUCUGCUGGACCGGGGUGUGGAGCUACCAGGGAGCCUGAAAUAUCCAGGAGAUACAGAAGUGAUAGAAUAAAAUUUUCAUCGCGACCAGCCUCCGAAGACCGUUCCCGAGCAUCCCAUCAGGGGAAUUCACCAAUUCGAGAAGGGUUCGAGUCACUGUACCGUAACGGGAGACGAAGGAGCGUUGUGAGAAGUUCACUGGAGCCUGAAGAAGCUGUUACUACCUCAGUCGAAUCGAGGCGCAACAGUUCAUCGCAUUCAGGAUCGAUGCACCCGGUAUUUUCACAGGUUCAAGCGACUGACCCGAGAGCUCCCCGUUCGCGCACCCCCACGACCCCGAGAGAAAAAACAAAUGCAGACGAUGAAGAUAAUGAAAUAAAUCGUUACACGCCGCAGUCAAAUUCUUAUCACAUCGAGGCGCCCAGUGGUCAGACCUCUCGGUGCUCAGGUACCGAUCAUGUGCCUUACGGUACAUCGAGUGACUCGUCCAAUGCUGGAGUGGAUCAGAGUGAGACUGAAACGAGAAUCAUCGAUAAUGGCAGCGACGAGUGUAAUGAGGGCGAUGAUACAUUCGAGGAAAAGUCAUUUGAUGUCAUCACUGAUUCCACAAAUCCAUCGAAACACAAUUUAAUAGAUCAGGUGCCGUUAACCAUUUUAUCGAGUGAAGCGGACUCGACGGACCAGGAAAAGGAUAGUUGGGAAAAAUCGGGGGGCUCUAAUGAUAGUGACGAGAGGGUUGAGCCAGUGAGACUGGUGAGGUCUGCCUCCUCAGUUGUCUCGAAUGAGACUAACUCGACGGACUCCACGACUAGGAUAAGUGGCAGUCCAGUGCGUACUGAUGGGAUCAAGGGGAUUGCCUUUGAUCAGCAGAGCGUUGGCACUGACACAGGGGAUGCCCCGGACAUAUCAUUAGAAUUUGAUCGAGGAUAUUCGACCGAAGUGAAGAUAGAUAUUGAGUCGAGGGCAAGGGCUUCCAUUCAUCCAGAGACAAAGACACAUUUCCAGCAGACGGAAUCCCGAGAAAUAAGUCCAGACGGACGAUCAUCAUCAGUGGAAAAUGACAAGAUCACCAGUGCUGUUAAUUCUCUAUCAAUAAUCGUUGCUUCACGUCCCCAUUCACGUGCCACUACAGCUGAGUAUCGAGAGCCUGAGUUUCAGCCACUUGACUACCGUCAACCGCACGCCGACGAAACCACCACUUCCGCUUCAAUUUUUCAAGUUUCACGUACCUUCGAGGGGACUGAGUCCAUUGACGUCACUACCGAGCAAGUUACAGUGGCAAGGAGCGAGAGUUUCACGGAGCUUCCAAAGAGCGAGGACAUUCACGUUGUUACGAUCAGCAAAGUCCAGCGUCAGACGACGCCCCAGAGUGAGAACGGAGUGCUUCAGGAUGUCGUUAAAAUCCACGAGAUUGAAACCACCAAGAGAUUACCAUCCCGAGUUCCUCGGAGUCGUAUGAAAUCACGUCCUGGUGUCAACAAAAUUACACCUUUUGGUAGUCAUGCGGACAAGACACCAGCAAGAUCUAAGCCAGUUACCCUGCAGUGUAUUUCGCAGUUGGAAAGCAGUGACUGGGAAACAACAAUUAGGGGAUUAAAGUCUCUAUCAACAAUAGCUCGACAACAGCCUGAUCAGUUAGAUAGCUGUCCCCCGGGCACUGUUGGUCGCCUAUUAGGCCGGCAUGUCAGAAACCUGCGCUCUCAGGUGGCUCGAACUGCAUGUCUCGCCGCUGGCGACGUCUUCGGCUCCCAGGCUCGCUGUAUCGAUCAGGACCUUGACGACAUUGCGGGCCCCCUUCUGCAGAGAACAGCCGACACAAACAAAUUCCUCAGGGCUGACAGCAACUCAGCUCUCGAUCGCAUGAUCGAACACAUUCCACCUCAUAAAACAAUCACGGUUAUUGUUCACCGUGGUGCCAGUCAUCAGAAUGCAGUCGUGCGUGCCGCCGCUGCCAGGCUAUUGGCCUCGGUUGUCGAUCGAGUUGGGGCUGAUGUGGUGAUGUCUUUGCCGAGGGAGGUGAGGGAUAAAUGCCUUGGGGCUGGGGCCAAACUAUUGGGGGAUGGAAAUUUAGAAGCAAGAAAUCACGCAAAAUCAAUGUUCAAAAGACUCUCCAGGUGUGAUGGAUUCCGUCGCGCCCUAACGGAUGCCGUACCCGAGGCGACCCUGCGUCACAUCGACAAAACCCUCCGAUCCCUCUAAUCCCCAUAACUGAAGGGAAAUUAACAAAAUGUCAAUAAAGCUCAAAUCACAAAAAAAAUACUGAAAGUCUGCAGCGCCUCAAGCCCCAACAAUUUUCCACUCCGAAUAGCGAAAAAAAAAUCCUGAAUGAGAGAGCAGACGAGAUAUGCAACAGCUUGAAGCGAAACCCCAUUUUUCAUCUUUUUAUUACGUAACCCGAUUAUUUAUAAAUAAUCGACGAAUCCGUCCAAUUUUUGUAAUGAAAAUUGCAUCACAUUUUGUAAUACUGUUUCAUCAACCUCUUUGAAGACAGUCAUUUAUAUUUAUACACGCGAUUGUGUGACAUGUAUAGUUGUUUACGAAAACAAGAAAUGAAAUGAAAUAAAUGCAAUUGAAAAUAUAAAAAAGGAGGAUUUAAAUAUUUCACAUUUUUAUUAACAUCUUAUCACAAUGACCACUUAAAUAAAAAAAAAACAUCACUCUCCCUAAAUACUAAACAAAAAUAAAAUCAGAUAUAAAUUCACAACUCGAAAAGUUUUCCAGUAAAUUGAAUAUUAAAAUUACUCGACGAGUUUAUCGCUAAUUAAUAUCAUUUUCAAUCGAUCAAC